AUGCUAGAAAUUGACAAAGCUAAUGACCAAGUGAUAAUGAUGACCUUCCAAGUUGGACUCAACAACCUCGAUCUUGUCUUUUCAUUAGGGAAGACGCCGCUAGCCUCUAUGACGGAUCUCCUGUUCAAAGCUCAGAAGUACAUAAACGAAGAGGAUACCCUUAUUGCGAAGGGGCUAAUAGGAAAACAGAAGAAGGAAGAACCUGGUGAUUCUCAUGGUAAGAAGAAGGAUCAUAAAGACUCAUAUUCUGAGACUAAGGCCAGCAAGAGUAGUUUUGAAACCCCAAAGAAGAAGAUGAACUUCACCUUAUUAGUGAUGCCCGCAAACAAAAUCCUAAUGCAGAUUAAUGAUGAACUAGGACUAAAAUGGCCCAAGCCGUUAAGCACCUCCUCUAGGAAUCGUGACUCGAAGAAAUACUGUCGUUUUCACAAGGAUCACAGCCAUUACACUGACGAAUGUCACAAUCUGAAAGAACAGAUAGAAGAAUUGAUUCAAUGGGGAAAACUCCAAAAGUUCAUAAAGAGGGACCACCAUCUCUGA
Molecule: messenger RNA, 540 nt
Organism: Quercus lobata
Lineage: Eukaryota; Viridiplantae; Streptophyta; Magnoliopsida; Fagales; Fagaceae
Exons: 1
Coding region: 1-540 (179 amino acids)
Source: RefSeq, a predicted model, not a curated record